Westerdykella ornata is the source of this 3718-nucleotide messenger RNA. RefSeq names its product GTPase-activating protein-like protein GYP2. The record is from RefSeq and is a predicted model, not a curated record. NCBI's taxonomy places the organism in Eukaryota, Fungi, Ascomycota, Dothideomycetes, Pleosporales, Sporormiaceae. The coding region runs from base 189 to 3527 and encodes 1112 amino acids. The transcript has 4 exons.
CAGCUCCCCCAUGAUGUGAAUCCCUUGUCUCUCGCCGUUCACUGAUUAUCCAGCAAGCUCUGUGUCGGCGUUAUAACGGUUAUAACCUCACGAAGCCUAUCCCCCGCGAUGAGGCCUGCCAUACGCCUACUUUCCCAAUAGCCCUGCCAUAGACCCCUCCGACGAGCGCCCUCAUUGCGCCCUCCGCGAUGUUUAGCCUUGCCAAUCUCGUACAGAAAGCCCAGCAGUUCAUCGAACCCGCGCUUCCGAUCUCUAAUCCUACUUCCUCUGACCACAGACCCUCAAAAGCCACGCUUUUCCGUCACCAGUUCCGUCUACCCGACUCUCAAUCGCCGCUACAAGAGAUUACAGCCGAGCUCACCCUUUCACCUCACCAUUCCACAAGAGGCACCGCUGGCGACCCAACCUCCCAAGAGAAAGAACUCGGAAAGGGAAACCACUAUGUGGGGAAGCUGCACUUGAGCGAACAAUACCUCUGUUUUUCCACGCAGGCGUCCAGCUUCUUGAACUCGGCCAGCUUGACCUCGUCAAGUAGCUUCACUGGGCAGACUCAUGGAGCUGGACCUGCUGGAAACGGAUUUACAUUGCCACUAUGCGCAAUACGGAGAGUCGAACGGCUUCACAGCCAAAGUUAUAUGUUCGCAUUAGCUAUAACGACCUGGAAUGGGAACCCCGAUACCAAAUCGAAAUCAGCGCCGAGCGGUCAGAGGUUGACAAUUCAACUAGCUGGGAGCCGCCAGCAGUGUGAGAGAUUCUGUGACGCUCUGAAAAAGGGUCUCAGGGAGGGCGUGAAAGACGUGGAGAACCUGCGAACGGUCGUCGGCCAAUGCUAUUCGGAGUACCUCCUCCUGGACGAGGCGGACGAGGCUUCAAAGCAACGAGAGCAUCCGGAUACUGGCCUAGGCCUGAUUUAUAGGUAUCCGGGGAAUGCUCGUAAACUGAGGGAUGCUACAAAGAUUCGAUUAUGGAAAGAGUACCUCAAAGAAAAUGGUCGGACUGCCACCCUCAUCCGCCAGCCAACGUUUCACAAGCUUAUACGCGUCGGACUUCCGAAUCGAUUGCGUGGUGAAAUAUGGGAGCUCACAUCAGGCUCCUUUUUCCUACGUCUCGAGAAACCCAAGCUGUACACUGAAACACUAGCCAAAUUCUCUGGAAGAGAAUCCCUGGCCAUAGACGAGAUAGAAAAAGACCUGAACCGUAGCCUUCCGGAAUACCCGGGAUUCCAAAGUGAAGAAGGUAUUGGUCGCCUGCGGCGCGUCCUGACCGCGUACAGCUGGACCAAUGAGUCGGUCGGAUACUGUCAAGCGAUGAACAUAGUUGUGGCUGCCCUGCUGAUUUACAUGUCCGAGGAGCAAGCGUUCUUCCUCCUAUCAGUUUUGUGCGACCGUCUACUUCCUGGGUAUUACUCGACGACCAUGUACGGAACCCUUCUUGACCAGAGGGUAUUCGAGUCUCUUGUCGAAAAGACAAUGCCGAUACUCUGGGAUCACUUGGUCAAAUCAGACGUUCAAUUAUCCGUUGUGUCCCUGCCCUGGUUCUUGUCGCUCUACAUCAACUCAAUGCCGCUUAUUUUUGCCUUCCGGGUUUUGGAUGUAUUCUUCCUUGAAGGCCCUAAAGUCUUAUUCCAGAUCGGUCUGGCUAUAUUGCGGAUCAAUGGGGAAGAAUUAUUGGACGCCACCGAUGACGGUACAUUCAUAUCCGUCUUGAAGUCCUAUUUUGCCCGAUUAGAUGAAUCAGCACAUCCAAAGUCCGAGAACCCUAAGCUGCGAGCCGUUACUAGAUUCCAAGAGCUCAUGGUCGUUGCUUUCAAAGAGUUUUCGAAUAUCACCCAGAACACCAUUUCGGAGCAACGAGCCAAGCACAAGGAUGCGGUCCUCGCUAAUAUCGAGAGCUUCACAAAACGCACAUCCAUACGGAAUCUGGGACCCGACAGCAAACGAUUAAAUAUCGAAGAUCUGGGCUUUCUUUAUGACAGGUUCUACGCUGUUCUUUAUGAGCGCCAGCAGCGAGCGGAGAUCCUGCAGCAAGAGGCCAAUAGAAAGGCCAAAGCCGAGAAGUCCAAGGCGGCGACAAUCGUGACGGGGUUCUCCGGUGAGAAUGUACAGAAGGGCCGUGUUGCGCUCGGUCCUAGUCCCACACAGAUGGACUAUGAUGCAUUCCGAGAGUUUUUAGCUGGCAUUGCCAAAUGGGCGAUUACCGAUUCCCCAAGUUCUCCCGACACCAACACCCUCCAGACGGCUCAUUCAUACUUUGGUGGUAGUACCAGGAGUAGACCACCAUCGUCACCUUGGGGAUCAGGCCCUGAACCUGCAGAUCACGAAUUCAUGAGACGACUGUUCAGACGGUGGGACGUUGAUAUGGCAGAUUCCCUAUCUCUCCAGAAUGUUGUCAGCGGAUUCGCACAAGUGAAAGGUACUAAAGACAUCAUGGCUAACAUCAGCUACUUCUUUGAGCUAUACGACGACGACGGCGACGGCAGAGUGGACCGUGAAGGAAUCCUCAGAAUCUCGGAGGCAUUACUGUUCCUAUCAAGGCGAGGCUUCGGUGAUUCGGCAAGUCCAUCGGCGUCAAUGACAGAUGUACACGGUGGCGAAAGUCCGGAGAGAAGCAACCGAGACGAGCAUUUCCUCAGUAGUGUCUCGGCAUUCAUACGUCGCUGCUUUGAAUAUGCCGACCCUGACCAUCCUUCACAUCAAAGCAAUCAGGCUUUGAACGAAGCUAAUGAAGACUUGGACAAUUUCUCGAUUGGUGCUGAUGAUGAAGAUGACCUCAUCGAUCUGAAGUCGGCGCCUCCCAGUCCGACAGUUGCGAAAAGCAGCAAGGAACCGUCUGCUCAGGCGUCGGUACAGAGGUCUGGCCUCGAUAGCUCCAACCCUGACUCAAAGCCCGAGAGGAAUGGUUCGGAGCCGUCUAUCAAGUCCGAUAAAGUCAAAGCCGCCAAUGCCGCCCUGGAUCCCAAUAAACCGCUAUACAUCACGCUGCCCACUUUCCGAAUGGUCAUACUCGCCGAUGAGGUCCUGGAGCAGUUCUUCGAAGUCGGGUUUGCAUCCUCCUUCCGGUUAGCCAGUACAACGCAUUCUCAGCUGCCUAUGUCUUCGAAUCUCACUACCUUCUCCAAUGCGGGGAAACAAGUCUCAGCCGUCAGCGCUGGACUGGGCGGCGUGGUAGGAGGAGCAGGCGCAGGCGUCGUACCUCCCGGAAAGGGUCUAAGGGGUAUGUUGGACAACAUUGUCAGUGACGGGAUGCGUGUUGCUGCAGAGGUUCGAAGGAGGAUGGAAGAAGCCCAGAAGGAGAUGGACAAGGAGGCGCGGUAUGGCCGAGACGACGAAGACGAAGACGAGGAACCCUCUACUAAGGAUGCGGAUUUGCUGGAGGGCGCAGAGACGGCCGGUGUGGACACCUCGAAGGAUGCGGCUUCGUCGGCUGGUCUGUUGACUCCGGAUAGCUCGUUGUCCGGCGAGAUCAACCCGAAUCGGAAUCGCAGUGCAAGCGAUGCGAGUAGGAAGGUUGUUGAGUUCGAGCGAUAAGCGAGUUCUUUUAGUUCUGUAGUGCGUCAUACGGGAGACACAGGUCGUGCUUUGGCUUAUGGAGUUUAUCGAGAGGAUUGGGUCUUUGUGUAUUCAAGUCAUCAGAGGACUGAUAUCGUGGUGGAUUAUUUGCAUAUGCCCUCGUACGGUCUCGGUGAAUCAUCAAUGGAGAAUAUGAUUAGUGGUCAAAU